Messenger RNA from Aegilops tauschii subsp. strangulata, 2177 nucleotides. Its product is annotated as protein ANTAGONIST OF LIKE HETEROCHROMATIN PROTEIN 1-like. The record is from RefSeq and is a predicted model, not a curated record. Lineage: Eukaryota; Viridiplantae; Streptophyta; Magnoliopsida; Poales; Poaceae.
CGGAGGAUCGAUACUUGCUCGUCUUUGUCUCUUCUCUAUCCUCAAUCUCGAUCCCAUCCCACCAUUGUUUCUGCUGUUCCACCGUACCCACAAAACUCCACUUAGAUGAUGAGAAACCAGCCUUACGUGGGGUCGCACCACUAUUCCACCCAAACCAUGGCCGACGGCGGAGACCUGUCCUACCUCGAUUACUAUUUCGAGCAGGACGCUGUGUCUGAGUCUGCGCCGGCCCCGGUGAACCCGCAGGGGAGCAAGAAGAGGGGGGCGUCAGAGAUGGAGGUUGAGGCGCCGCAGGGGCAGGGCGUGGUGAAUCUGUGGAAUGAGAUGGGGGCGAGGGAGCCGGGGUUUAAGAGGCAGAACUCGCUGUGGGAGUCAAUGGAUACCAGUGGCGGGCUAGCGCUUCAUGUGGUGGAGUCAUCGGUGGGGUUUGGGGUGCCGCAUGUGCAGGGCAUGGUCAACCUGGGAGCAGAGUGGAUGGGAGGGGUGCCGUCGGUCUCGGGGGCGCGGGGGUCCAAGAGGCAGCGCUCGCCGUCGGGCUCAAUGGAGACCGCUAGUGGCGUGGACAGCAAUGAAGACGGCGGAAGCGAGAUCGUGGAUGAGUAUGUGGUGCUGGCCACGGUGACGAGGGAGAAGGGCGUUGGCGGCGGAGGGAGGCGGCUGUGGAAGAAGGACCGCCACAGCGCGUGGUGGGACACGGUUAGCAGCUCGGGCUACCCGGCGGCGGACUUCAGGCACCAUUUCCGCAUGUCCCCCUACACGUUCCAGGUUCUGUGCGAGCAGCUGGCGGCCGCCGUCCGCAAGGAGGACACCGCGCUGCGCGCCGCCAUCCCCGUGCAGAAGCGUGUCGCCGUCUGCGUCUGGCGCCUCGCCACCGGGGAGCCCCUCCGCAAGGUCGCCGAUCGCUUCGCCAUCGGGGUCUCCACCUGCCACAAGCUCGUGCUCGACGUCUGCGCCGCCAUCCAGGCCACGGUCGUGCCCAACGUCAUCCAGUGGCCGGACGCCGCCACCAUGGCCACCAACGCGGCAAAGUUCGAGGCCUUGUCGGGCAUCCCAGGCAUCAUCGGCGCCGUCCACACCACCCACGUGGCCAUCAUCGCGCCCAAGCACCAUGUCAUCAACUACUUAAACCCCCGCGCCACGGCGCGAAAGAGCAAGACCUGCUACAACAUCACCCUGCAGGCGUCGGUGGACGCGGACGGGACCUUCACCGACAUCUGCGUCAGCCCAGGCGCCAUGGCCGACGAGCAAACCCUCCUCCUCUGGUCGAUGAACAAGCCCAAGCUUACCGAGGAGACCCUUGGCCAGGGCAUGCGCGUGGUCGGCGGCGCCGGCUACCCGCUCACGGACUGGAUGCUGGUGCCCUACUCCCACCAGAAUCUGACGUGGACGCAGCACGAGUUCAACCAGAGACUGGCAAAGGCACGCGCCGUGGCCGUCACCUCGUUCCAGAGGCUCAAGGCGCGUUGGGCCUGCCUCCAGAGGCGCACCGAGGUCAAGGUGGACGACCUUUCCGUCAUGCUCGGCGCGUGCUGCACGCUACACAACAUCUGCGAGCACAGCGGCGAACCCUUCGACCUCCAGCUGCUGCACGGCGUGGAGCUCGACCUAGACGACGACAACCACAUGGUCGCCAAUGACCCCGUGCCCUCCCCCGCCGCUGCGCAGAUGCGAGACACCAUCGCCCACAACAUGCUCCACCAUGCCACCGUGGCCGGCGCUGGGUCUUUCUACUAGCUAGCAGCUACUGUACCUGUUUCAUUUCUUGACCGGAUCGAUCAGCCGCCGAUCCAGAGUACGUAAAAGAAAUAAUUAAGGGAGUAGGGCACCAAAAUUCAUUUGUUAUUUAGUUUUUGUUGGAAGGGGAAGAGCGAAAGUUUUCUUCUCGAGACUAGUCAUUCCAGGCAAUGUUUUCUUGCUUUUAGGUUCGGACACAAGAUUAUGGUUUGAGAUAUGGACGCGCCCAAUGCGAGCCGUCGGAUUCAAAACGAACGCUAUCUAGGUCGUUUGGAUCUGAAGCGAACGUCCGACUAGUCGGAGAUUAGCUUUGUCGUUGUUAGGUAGGUGGGGAGAUUCGAACCCAUAUGGCUUGAGUUGGAAGAUUUGAACCCAGGUGGUCAUCGAAAUUUUGUGGACCAAAAUUCUAUGAAUUUGAAAUGAAAGUGAUCGAGUUUGUUAAA